Molecule: messenger RNA, 1744 nt
Organism: Carassius carassius (crucian carp)
Lineage: Eukaryota; Metazoa; Chordata; Actinopteri; Cypriniformes; Cyprinidae
Product: galanin receptor 2b-like
Exons: 2
Coding region: 1-1137 (378 amino acids)
Biological process (GO): G protein-coupled receptor signaling pathway
Cellular component (GO): membrane
Molecular function (GO): G protein-coupled receptor activity
Source: RefSeq, a predicted model, not a curated record
AUGUCAGAUCACGAGGACCUGAAUAAAGCCAUGGGACACUGGAACGCCUCUGAAAGCUACCAGCUCAACCCAGCCAGUGUCAUUGUGUCUGUGGUCUUCUCGCUCAUCUUCCUCCUGGGGACCAUUGGGAAUAGUUUGGUGCUGGCUGUGCUCCUCAGAAGUGGGCAGGUUGGGUAUAACACCACCAAUCUGUUCAUCCUCAACCUCAGCGUAGCUGAUUUCUUCUUCAUCAUCUUCUGUGUGCCUUUCCAAGCAACCAUCUACUCUCUGGAGGGUUGGGUCUUUGGGUCCUUCAUGUGCAAGGUGGUCCACUUCUUCAUCAACCUCACCAUGUACGCUAGCAGUUUCACUCUGGCCGCGGUGUCUGUGGACAGGUAUCUUGCCAUCCGUUACCCCCUGCGCUCCAGAGAAUUGAGAACGCCGUGUAACGCCGUAGUGGCGAUGGUGGUCAUCUGGGGCCUGUCGCUUGUUUUCGCCGGGCCUUAUUUGAGUUACUACGACCUGAUUGAUUUCGAAAACAGCAACGUUUGCGUGCCUGGAUGGGAGGAGCAGAACCGUAAGAUUCUGGACACCUGCACCUUUGUUUUUGGCUAUGUUAUUCCCGUGCUCAUCGUGAGCCUGUCCUACACCCGCACAAUCAAGUACCUGUGGACCGCGGUGGAUCCUCUCGAUGGCAUGUCGGAGUCGAAACGAGCCAAGCGCAAGGUCACCAAGAUGAUCAUCAUAGUCACGGUGCUAUUUUGCAUCUGCUGGCUACCGUACCAUGUGGUCAUUUUGUGCUACCUCUACGGAGACUUUCCCUUCAAUCAGACCACCUACGCCUUCAGGCUGCUGUCCCACUGCAUGGCCUACGCCAACUCUUGCCUCAACCCUAUUGUUUACGCCCUGGUGUCCAAACACUUUCGCAAGGGCUUCAAGAAAGUGUUCAGCUGCAUCCUCAGCAAAAAGGGACGAAAUAAGGUGCACGUGGUCCAUGUGGCCAACACCGUCCCCGGCUUCGAAGCGGGAUCCACUGAAGUGUCUCAUAUGAACGAAGAGAACGCCAGACAAAACGAGAACGAAAUGGUCAACCGUCCACUCGCAGAGCCGCAGGACGCCACUAUGACUAUAACAUUACCCUUCCAGAAUCAGCCAUGAAAAUAAAACGGACGGCUUAUCAUGCCUUACAGAAGCCUUAUUAAAACACUCCAAGCGAGCCGGAGGAUUUCAGCAGCUUUGAUCGACAUCACCAUGGUUUUGCAUUGACUGAAGGAGCACAGCGGAGUCUGUAGUUAUUUAAGAUUCAAAUCGCUGAGCAAAUUGAAAACGUACAUUCAAUUUGGUUCUCGUACAAAUGCGUAUUUGUGUUCUGCUUAGUUGUUUUGGUUCUAAUGCUAAAUUAUGUCUAAUUUACAAACUCCUCUCUUUUUUUUUAGCAGCACUGUCUGUUUGUUUUCUAUCGAUGUGUUACCCUCUGAGCAUGUUUCAAUUUAAUGCUGUAAUGACUAUUCUCCUGUGAAAAUUUGUUACCAAUUAUUGUGCGUAUAACACACUUUAAUAUAUGAAGAGUGCUGUGUCUUUAUGUGAGCAAAGCUGUGAUUUCCUACUGUGCUUGAAGCUUUGAAGAGUACUCUUUGAUUAUGCUCCUCAACUUCGCUUAACAAGCUCUUCAAAAAAAUAUGCUUAAGUUAAGUACUGAAUGUUCUUGCUUUUACCUCUGUUUUUAAACUCUGAUAUUCUCUGCUGUUUCAGAAAGUCUUGAGAU